Trichoderma reesei QM6a is the source of this 1068-nucleotide messenger RNA. RefSeq lists its product as uncharacterized. Gene Ontology annotation, molecular function: iron ion binding; oxidoreductase activity. The record is from RefSeq and is a predicted model, not a curated record. NCBI's taxonomy places the organism in Eukaryota, Fungi, Ascomycota, Sordariomycetes, Hypocreales, Hypocreaceae. Gene Ontology annotation, biological process: lipid biosynthetic process. The transcript is spliced from 2 exons. The coding region runs from base 1 to 1068 and encodes 355 amino acids.
AUGGCGAACCACAGCCUCUACGACUCGUCGCUCCCGCCCCUGCCGACCUACACGCUCGAGCCGAAGCCCGACCUGCUGCCCUUCAUCUCUGACCUCUGGCUGUCACUGGUCCUGCCCGUCGUCGUCUACUGGGUCGCUUCGCUCUUCUUCCACGCCAUUGACACGCUCGACCUCUUUCCCCAGUACCGCCUCCAUACCCCGGAAGAGAUCACCAAGCGUAACCAUGCCACUCGAUACGAAGUCGCGCGCGAUGUCAUUAUCCAGCAAAUCAUCCAGGUCAUCACCGGAUAUGCGCUGGCGAUAACCGAGCCCCAGGAGAUGAUUGGCAAGACGGACUACGACAUUGCCGUCUGGGCCACCCGCAUCCGCCUUGCCCAGCGCGCCUUGCCUGGCCUGCUUGGCCUGGUCGGGCUCAACGCCACCGCCAUCUCCAAGAGCAUGUCGUCGUCCCAUCCUCUGCUCGCCGGCGUCCUGGCCGGUGGCUACUAUCCCGUCACCUCUACCGACUCGGCCGCCGCCGCUGCUCCGACCUUUACUGCGUGGGAAUUGACCCUUGCAAAGGCCAUAUACUACGUCUUCAUCCCCGCUGUGCAAUACUUUGUUGCCGUCUUCAUCCUCGAUACCUGGCAGUACUUUCUUCACCGACUGAUGCACGUCAACCGCUGGCUGUACACAACUUUCCACUCUCGACACCAUCGUCUCUACGUCCCUUACGCCUACGGUGCCCUUUACAACCACCCGCUGGAGGGCUUCCUCCUCGAUACCCUUGGCGCCGGCAUCGGAUUCAAGGUCACGGGCAUGACUCUGCUACAGGGCACAUGCUUCUUCGCCUUCUCGACGAUCAAGACCAUUGACGACCACUGCGGAUAUGCCUUCCCCUGGGAUCCUCUCCAGCUCAUCACGAGCAACAAUGCCGCGUACCACGACAUUCACCACCAGAACUGGGGGAUCAAGGCCAACUUCUCACAGCCCUUCUUCACCUUCUGGGAUCAGCUGUUGGGUACAAAGUACAACGGAAACCGCACCAACCGUCUGGGCCAACAGAAGCAAGCCGAAAAGGCUCAGUGA